Molecule: messenger RNA, 1838 nt
Organism: Dromiciops gliroides (monito del monte)
Lineage: Eukaryota; Metazoa; Chordata; Mammalia; Microbiotheria; Microbiotheriidae
Gene: NRBF2
Product: nuclear receptor binding factor 2
Exons: 4
Coding region: 179-1036 (285 amino acids)
Biological process (GO): autophagy
Source: RefSeq, a predicted model, not a curated record
GCUCUGGCGGCGGCGGCGGCGGCGGCAGCGUCUGACCAGGGGGAGGAGGAAGCGGCGGCGGCGGCUGUGUUGAUUCGGCAGCGACGCUGACCCGGUUCACGGGCCCGUCCGAACGCUGCCCUCCUCCGGCCCUCCAUGAGCCGGGGCGCCGCCGCCGCCGCCCCCCGCCCCGGCGUCUAUGGAAGUGAUGGACGGGCCCCUCAACCUGGCUCAUCAGCAGAGCAGGAAAGCAGACCGGUCAUUAGCUGCAGGGAAAUACGAAGAGGCGAUUUUGUGUCACCAGAAGGCAGCGGCAUAUCUUUCUGAAGCCAUGAAGCUGACACAAUCUGAGCAGGCUCAGUUAUCACUGGAAUUACAAAGGGACAGCCACAUGAAACAACUCUUGCUUAUUCAGGAGAGGUGGAAAAGGGCAAAGCGCGAGGAAAAGUGGGAAGCCCGGCAGCAGCCUCCUGAGGGAACCCCUCGUCUCCUGAUGUCAGGCAGGCCGCUGGCCGAGGACGGGUCUGAGGUCCAAAGUGUGUCCAGGUCUCAGCACUUCAGUCCGUCUGCCUCAGGGCCAGGGGUCUUUGACAGGGACCCAGACACUCUACUUUUCCUUCUUCAGAAGAGGAAAGACCCGACAGAACCGUGUCCUGGCAGCAAAGUCCCAAAGGAUGACAAAACCACGAUAGAGGAGCAGGCGACCAAGAUCGCCGAUCUGAAGCGACACGUAGAGUUUCUUGUGGCUGACAACGAAAGGUUGAGAAGAGAGAACAAGCAGCUCCGUGCUGAGAAGGCCAGGCUCCAGAAGGCGCCGCUGGAAAAGGAAGUGGAUGUAGACGCCGACUUUGUAGAAAAAUCUGAGUUGUGGAGCCUGCCUCCCCCUUCAGAGACUGCCUCAGCCUCAGCCUCCUCCACCUGGCAGGAGUUUGCACCAAACACGGGGAAAGCCAAGGACAUUCCUAUCCCUAAUCUUCCUCCCUUGGACUUUCCAUCCCCAGAGCUCCCACUUCUGGAGCUCCCCGAAGAUAUUCUGAAAGGACUCAUGAAUAGUUAAAUGAAAGGUCACGGGGCUAACAUGGUGGUGGUAAGGGAGAGGAAAUCAUACAGUGAAAACAGCAAAAAGGGAAAACCACGAAGCAAGGGGUGGGCCGGUCCAGGCAGAGGAUUGCCGGAUGGACCACAGUAGGGGAAGAGGCCUGGCCAGGACUUAGAGAACGGUCACUGUGAAGCAGCCAGCACAGCCGAGGAACUGGCCAGCGCUGGGCAGGCUGGAGGUGGCCAGUGUGCACCGCGAGGGCCUGCGAUUCAAACCAAACAUGACUGCAGCAGCGGUUACUUUCCUUCUAUUAACUUCAGGGUUAUGCUAUAUGUAAUAAUUAAUCUACAAUGCCAUAAAGGAUAAUGCAGAAUUGAAUUCAUACAGGAACCCACGGGUGGCCUUGUAUUGGGAAGAUGUUUCUAUCAUGCAUUGGCUGCAUGCAUUUUGUUAUGCACAAUUUAUUAAUUCUAAUAAGGCGUGUCAGCUACACAUCUUCCUAGGAUGAUCCUACAGGAGCCGCACUUUGCACGACUCCUAACGUGAUGAUAACCUCAAGACUAUCAGGAGAAAUGUUUAAAUUUCCACUUAUGAAGAAAGGAACUCAAUUAUUAGUUAUGCUUUUUUUUUAAAUUAUCAGUUUACAUAAUUAAUCAGGGUGCAUCCUAAGUUUUAACUUUCUGUUUGCUGUAUUAAAAUGUUAGGCAUCAUUUAAGAAAUACCCAAGGAAUUAUUCCUUUGUUUUGAAUGGUGCAUGAGUGGAAGUAAUGCUAGUUGGCAGUAUUUGAUUGCAAGAAAUCAAUAAAAUAAUUGUGUUUUA